This is a messenger RNA of Elgaria multicarinata webbii, 2955 nucleotides long. Its product is annotated as phospholipid-transporting ATPase VD-like. Lineage: Eukaryota; Metazoa; Chordata; Lepidosauria; Squamata; Anguidae. Gene Ontology annotation, biological process: phospholipid translocation. Gene Ontology annotation, molecular function: ATPase-coupled intramembrane lipid carrier activity; ATP hydrolysis activity; magnesium ion binding. The record is from RefSeq and is a predicted model, not a curated record. The transcript has 19 exons. The coding region runs from base 1 to 2955 and encodes 984 amino acids. Gene Ontology annotation, cellular component: plasma membrane.
AUGGAAGCCCUGUGGAGAGAUAACAGUCACAGCUGGAUUUGUCUUUACAGUGAGAAUUCAAAUAAGGAGCGAGUGGGACUGAAUAAGGAAAACUUGCUGAUGCGAGGAUGCACUGUCAGAAAUACAGAAGCUGUCGUUGGCAUUGUGGUGUAUGCAGGUCAUGAAACGAAAGCAAUGUUAAACAACUCCGGGUUUCGUUACAAGAGGAGCCAACUAGAGAAGAAGUUGAACCACGAUAUCAUCUGGAGUGUUCUGCUUCUAUUUGUGAUGUGCCUUAUAGUGGCAGUUGGUCAUGGAUUUUGGUUAAGCCUCCAUUCAGUUCUGCCUCUCUACAGUACUGGAAAACAACUUUCUCCAACCUGGGGAGGAUUUUUAAUGUUUUGGACAAUGAUUAUUUUAUUACAGGUCUUGAUCCCAAUUUCUCUGUAUGUUUCUAUUGAAUUUGUCAAAUUGGGACAUAUCUAUUUUAUCCAGAAUGAUAUUGAUUUAUAUGAUGAAGCCACAGACACCAGGAUUCAAUGUGGAUCACUAAAUAUAGCAGAAAAUCUCGGGCAGAUACAAUACAUUUUCUCGGAUAAGACCGGAACACUCACUGAAAACAAAAUGGUUUUUCGGAGGUGCACCAUUGCAGGACGUGAACACAGCCAUGAGGAGAAUGCAAAGAGGCUGGAAGCAUAUCUGGAUGGGGAUGAGGAUGAGGAUGACCCACAGAGGAAUCCUUCCCAUGAUUCUUUGCCACCUCUCUCCAGAUCACGUUUUUUCAGCCGUAAAUCGAGUGCGUUUCUGUCGAGCAAAUCUCUGAGCCGUGUAUUUCGCAGCACCAGUACUGUGGUCACGAGACAACUGGCCUUCAGUAGCCCACUUGAGACAGAUGUUGUGCCAGACAUCCGACUGCUAUACAAGUUCCAUCAGAUUGCUUUGAAAAAUUACACCCGGCUUGACUCGGCAACGCCUAUGCCAGAGCUUGAGUGCAUCAGCGAAUUCUUCACUGCUCUUGCCAUUUGCAACACGGUUGUUGUUUCCGAUCCUAAACAACCACGUCACAAUGAAACAUUGACUCCACUUGAGCUGUCUUAUGAGGCGGAGAGUCCUGAUGAAGCGGCACUAGUCCAUGCCGCCAGGGCUUACCAAUGUAUUUUGAUGGCUAGGAAUCCUGAGCAGGUGACGGUAGACCUGGGUCCUCUGGGAAUGCAAGGUUUUCAGAUGUUACACAUCUUGCCUUUUGACUCUACCCAGAAAUGCAUGUCCGUAGUGGUGAAGCACCCAAUUUUGAACCAGAUUGUGGUGUACACAAAGGGGGCAGAUUCUGUUAUUAUGGAUUUACUAACAACCAAACCAACAGGUAUUGAAAAAAUAGACCUGCAAAGGAAAAGAAUAAAGGAAAGAACGCAGAUGCAUUUAGAUGAGUAUGCUACAAAGGGACUCCGCACCCUCUGUAUAGCUAUGAAGGUGUUGAGCAGUGAGGAAUACCAAGAGUGGCUGAAAGGCCAUUAUUUAGCAGAAAGUAGUAUUGAAAACAGGGAACAGAUGCUCCUUGAGUCUGCAAUGAGGCUUGAGAACAAUUUAACGUUACUUGGAGCCACUGGAAUUGAAGAUCGCUUGCAAGAUGGUGUCCCGGAAAGCAUAGAGGCACUCCGAAAAGCCGGGAUUAGCAUCUGGAUGCUGACAGGUGAUAAGCGUGAGACAGCCGUCAAUAUUGCCUGUUCCUGUAAAUUAAUGGACUCAGCUGAUAAUGUCUUCACCCUUGUGGCUGAUAGUCUGGAUGCCUGUGGAAAGAUGCUGGAGAGCAUUUUAGAAGACAUCCGGACAAAUGCUCCUUCCAAGGACAGGCAAAGCACUGCGUCCCAAACCACCGUUCGCCAGUUCAGCUCUACACUCGUUAUUGAUGGGCCAACCUUAGAGUUUGCCUUGCAUCUGAGUCUGCAGAGUAAGUUCCUGCAGCUCACCAAAAGUGUCCAGGCUGUCAUCUGCUGCAGAGUGGCACCACUGCAAAAGGGCCAGCUAGUGAAGCUGGUACGGAAGGAGCUGAAGGUGAUGACACUCGCCAUCGGUGACGGUGCCAACGACGUUAGUAUGAUUCAAGUUGCUGAUGUUGGAAUUGGAAUCUCUGGCCAAGAAGGCAUGCAGGCUGUGUUGGCAAGCGAUUUUGCUAUUUCUCAGUUCAAACAACUCAGCAAGCUGCUAUUUGUCCAUGGCCACUGGUGCUACACCCGAUUGGCUAAUAUGGUCCUUUACUUUUUCUACAAGAAUUUGGCAUAUGUAGGCCUCCUCUUCUGGUAUCAGUUCUUCUGUGGAUUUUCGGGAAGCUCCAUGACUGAUUACUGGAGUUUGAUUUUCUUCAACCUCCUGUACACAUCAGUACCCCCCAUCAUUUAUGGGGUGUUAGACAAAGAUGUCUCAGCUGAAAUGCUUUUACGGAGGCCAGAACUUUACACAGCUGGACAAAGAAAUGAGCCGUACGUGAGAUCAGCCUUUGCAGGCAACAUAGCAGAUGCUUUUUAUCAAAGCUUUGUUUGCUUUUUUAUCCCUUACUUUACCUUCCUUAACUCUGACAUUGACAUCUACUCUUUUGGUAGUGUAAUGAACACUUCCAUGUUCUUUAUCAUCAUGCUACACCUCGUCAUUGAAAGUAAAACUUUGAACUGGAUACACUGGGUUGUUUUAGCUGGUAACGUCCUUUUGUUCUUCGUUAUUAAUGGGACUUUUGGAGCUACCUGCAUCCUCUGCAAUCCACCAGCCAACCAGUACUGGAUUAUGGAGAGACAGAUGUCUAAUCCAAUGGUGUAUCUGAUGUGCUUCAUCACAGUUAUCGUGGCUCUUCUUCCAAGGUUUAUGUUCAGGGUGAUCCAAUCCACCGUAUUCCCAAAUCCGCUGGUGGAAGCCAGGCAGCUUGAAGGAACGGCCCUUAAAGGAGGGAAGCGUUUGCUGCACAAUCCAAGAGUAGUCCCAGUGUGA